Molecule: messenger RNA, 264 nt
Organism: Penicillium chermesinum
Lineage: Eukaryota; Fungi; Ascomycota; Eurotiomycetes; Eurotiales; Aspergillaceae
Exons: 1
Coding region: 1-264 (87 amino acids)
Source: RefSeq, a predicted model, not a curated record
AUGGACCUGAAACUGCUAGCGGAUGGAGCCCGCGACUACCAACCACUCGCGAACGCGCAUCAGAGGAAACCCCAUUCCUGCACCCCACGACUAUCUCUUUUGGGCUCUGCUCUGACCCCUCUUUUCUCGAAACAACGGCCGAAGUGGCUGCCGUCGCCGGGCAUCCCACCGAGCCACAUCACCGUGCAGUUACCGGUUGAGCCGUAUCAUCUGCAACUCGCAUCCCGCAUGCUUUCAGCCCGUGGGAAGUCAACCAUGCGGUGA